AUGUCCUCCGAAGGUCUGGGCGGAUUGACGUUGAUCAUCCCACCAUCAAGUGAUCGGAGCAAUAUGGAAAAGACACCUAUCGCCAUAGAAAAGAGCAUCCAAGAUGCAGAGAAGCCUUCGGGGCCGCCGGUCGGUCCCGCUGGCCCUCCAGGCGGCUGGCUAUGCACACGGAUGUCAAGAUACCAAGAGAUUCUCUUCAACAUCAUGGUGGCCGUCCUUCAACUCAUCCCUCAAUCAACCUUGACAACAGUCUUCCCAGUCAGCAAAGACAUUGCGAGGUCCUUCUCAAUGUCGAAUCCUUCAGUACUACCAUGGCUUGUUGCCGCCUACGCGUUAACCUUUGGAACCUUCAUUCUGAUUGGAGGCCGACUUGGCGAUAUCUUCGGCCACAAGACAAUGGUGGUGAUCGGCUUCUCCUGGCUCGGUUUGUGGAGCGUGGUUGCUGGGCUGAGCCACUAUGUCGGAUACCAGCUCUUCUUUGUGGCCAGAGGCUUUCAAGGUCUUGGUGCAAGCCUCAUGGUACCCAACGGCUUAGCGCUACUGGGUCGGACGUAUCCGCCAGGGUCGAAGCGGAAGAUCUUCUCAUUCACGCUUUUCGGCCUUUGCGCACCAGUCGGGGCUUACCUCGGGAUGCUCUUUGGUGCAUUGUUCACCAAAUACGCAACCUGGUGGUGGAGUUUCUACACCCUGGCCGUCGUUUGCUCCUUCCUCGCCAUUGCCGCAACGAUCAUCCUCAUCUCACCACCUCCAACGCCAAAGCAGAUGCUACCUGUCAAAGACAAGCUUCGGGAUAUGGAUUGGCUUGGCGCUGUCACGGGCGUGGGCGGUCUCAUAUGCGUCCAAGUCUCUCUCGUCUCUGCUCCUGCAUCGGGUUGGAGUACACAGUAUAUCUUCAUGCUGCUUAUUAUCGGGGUGCUGCUCAUCGCGUUUUUUGUUAUUACGGAGAUCAAAAUCGCUGAGCAGCCAUUGGUGCCCUUCAAGAUGCUUAAGGCCGAUGUUGGCUUCGUCCUCGGUGCUGUGGCCUGUGGCUGGGCCACUUUCGGCAUCUGGACGUGGUUCUUGUGGAAGUUCCUUCUUGGCAUCAAACAGGAUACUCCUCUGGAAGCGGCCGUGCAGGUCUUACCCAUUGUUCCUGUUGCCUUUAUCGCCUCGGUCUUGACGGCUUGGAUGAUGCGGAAAUGUCGGCCAUCCUGGACCCUGUUCUGGGCACUAGUGGCUUUUGCAUUCGGCCCACUGCUGCUCGCCGUCGAUUCCAACGUCGACAAGACGGUAUACUGGAGCUGGACUUUUGCCAGUCUGGUUGUGAUGCCGUUCGGUAUGGACAUGUCAUUCCCGGCCGCCACCUUGAUUAUGUCCAACUAUUUUCCGCCACAACAACAGGGCGUUGCUGGCAGCCUGAUCAGCACAGUGGUGAACUACUCAAUCUCUCUUGGUCUCGGUCUUGCCUCGACGGUGGAAGUCCAUGUGAACAAUAAUGGCCUUGAUCCUAUGGCCGGGAUUCGCGGUGCUUGGUUCAUGGGGGUUGGCCUCGGCGGUCUGGGUGUCCUCAUUUGCAUCGCCUUUAUCAUCCGAUCUAUCUUUCAUCCGACGCCCAAUGGACCAUCAGCGCCUCCAGCCUCAGGAACAACCCUGCAAACGGCCUCACCGGACCCAGAAAUAUCGCGACGUACAACCAUAUGGAGCCUCGCCACGACAAUGACCCCCGAGACUCCUGGAGUACAAACACCGAAGGCAAAAGACCUUGAACAGUUCAAAUCGUUGAACGUUGACAUCACAUCCAUUCCAACAUCGCCAUCGACGUCGACACCAACACCAGCACCCACAUCGCCGACGUCGCCGGCUGCACAACCUUUCAGUGCUUUACCCAUCGCCUCCACCACAACGCAAACAUCACCAAAGGCCACCCAGACGGAAGAACCACGCCCGAAAAGGAAUGGUAGAUCACCCCCUCCUAGACGCCCGCGCAAAGAUAGCCUCGAGUGCUUGCGAUCUCAAUCUCACGACCGGUCAGAUUCACAAACACACCUACACGCGCUAUCUGCGCAAUGUCCAAUGUCUCCGCCUCCACCGGUACCGAUACCCAUCCCACUUCCAACCGAGAUGGACGCCGUAUACCGUAGCCGCGGCAGUUUCGAAAGCGAAGAUGGUGACCAAGAACGUGAGCGUUGGACACCUCCUCGAGAAUUGCCUGUCAGUGGCAGAGGCAGUAGUGACCUCACGGAAGAUCAAGCCCACGAGCACUGGUACGGUCAGGACUCCAGGCCGGUGACGCCCCGAGAAAUGGUGGGAGACAAGUGUUAG
Cladophialophora yegresii CBS 114405 is the source of this 2301-nucleotide messenger RNA. RefSeq lists its product as uncharacterized. The record is from RefSeq and is a predicted model, not a curated record. Gene Ontology annotation, cellular component: membrane. Bases 1 to 2301 code for a protein of 766 amino acids. Gene Ontology annotation, molecular function: transmembrane transporter activity. The transcript has a single exon. Lineage: Eukaryota; Fungi; Ascomycota; Eurotiomycetes; Chaetothyriales; Herpotrichiellaceae. Gene Ontology annotation, biological process: transmembrane transport.